Messenger RNA from Cercospora beticola, 972 nucleotides. RefSeq lists its product as uncharacterized. The record is from RefSeq and is a predicted model, not a curated record. Gene Ontology annotation, cellular component: DNA replication factor A complex; nucleus; site of double-strand break. Lineage: Eukaryota; Fungi; Ascomycota; Dothideomycetes; Mycosphaerellales; Mycosphaerellaceae. Gene Ontology annotation, molecular function: damaged DNA binding; single-stranded DNA binding. Gene Ontology annotation, biological process: mismatch repair; base-excision repair; double-strand break repair via homologous recombination.
UGCCUUGCCACGCCAAUCAACCUCGACUCACCAUCAAAAGUGCAUCGCAUCACAUCACGACCGAAGCCUCAACAUGUCCGAAGCAACUCCCCGCAUCACCGCUCCCUACCUUGAGCAAUUCUCGCACCGCACAGUCCGCAUCCUAGGCAAAGUCCGCCAAAUCCGCGGCGAAAUGGCCACCAUUGAAGCAGGCGGCAAGAUCGACUUGCACUUGAACAAGGACUGCCACCUCCAGAAUAACCACGCCUUCGAGUUCAUCGGCAAAGUCCAACAAGAUCUGAGUGUUCGCGUUCUCGCCUCUACAGAUCUCGGUCCAGAAGGCAGCAUAGACUUCAACGCCAUAGAUGCCGUAGUCGAUGCCACGCACCGCUACCACGAGAUCUUCUACGCCAAAGACGAGUAGAUCACAGUAUACGAAUUAAUGACGAUGCACGAGGGCAAUGUGCCACACUACGAUGCCAUGAUGGUCAGAAAAGUAUCCAGUAUAAAAGUUACCGACAGAAUGUUCCCACACAUGCCGAAAGCGUGGUGUACUGUAGCUCACUGCCGAGCACGGAAUCCUGAGGUACCGACUUUGCGUUUGGACCGGUCGUGCGUACCCAAGAGCUGUGAGACAUGACUCUUGGUGUGCAGACUGUGCAGCGAAGUAAUGCAUGUCGCGCUGAAAAGUACCUUGGUAUCACAUAAGCGCUUGAGCGGGUCAUGGACAGACAGUGCGGCUCCAAAGGACUGGAAAGUUUGAGACAGACGCCGCUGCACGCUUGACGAUGGUUGACCAUUGAUGAUCAUCCCUGAAGGGAGAGAGUCAUGGACCACGCUAUCAGGCGCGGCGACCCAAGAAACUGUGCUCAGUUACCUCCUAGCGGUGUGAGUAGUGGUUGCAUCUGUCAUGGAGCUGUAGCUAUAGCUGUAGCUGCUGCGAGCACGUGGAGUAGUACAGUAUGGAUACAGCUAAUGAUACAUCUAUCUACG